UUUUCUCUCUCCUCUCUCCUUCGGCGAAAACUUUUUUUAUUUCAUCAGAGAAAUCGACGAGAAGCCCGCUCCAUUUUCUUUGAAUCAAAAACGUACUCACCAAGUAAUAUUCAUCUGGGAAGAUGGCCUGCGCUCAAUUAGUCGCCAUGUAAAUCGCCAUCCACCGCUUCUCGUCGAUUUUUCACUUCCCAUUUUGCCGCCCAUUUCCUUUUGAUUCUUUCCUUUUGGUAACAUUCGUUGUCUGCCUCUUAGAGAUUUGGCCCCCAGCAAGAAUUGCAAAUUAUUUUUCGCCAUAGCCCCCACCUUCCCCUUAAUCCGCGAAGUUUCAAAUACCAAGCCCUGGAGCUUAAGAUUCGAUCUUUAUCGAAUUUUUGGCUUCUGGGUUUCACCGAUAUUAGAUUCUUUUUUGUUAUUUGUAAUUUUGUGGGAAAAAGGGUGCUGGGUGUUUCAGUUUCUGCAGGGAUUUUAGAUUUUCUGUACAGAUUUUUGAGUUUUGCUUUUAUGGGCUGUGUAUAUAUUUUGAUCAUUUGAUCAAAUUGAUUGACGGGUAUUUCCAUUGACACCUAUCGAUCAGUUCUUACUUUAGGCGAAUAAGAGGGACUUGGGUUUGUAUUUUGGGUUUGUAAUAAUUUUAAAGAAUGUCUGCUGCCGAUGUUGCUUUGAGCCCGAUUUGCAAAGAAUCGGUUAAAUCUCGUGGUUACUUCGAUAGCCAGCCAGGACUUCGCUCAAGCGAGUCGAUCUUGAUAUAUCUUAGUGUUUCUGGUUCUGUGAUUCCAAUGCGGGUGUUGGAGUCUGAUUCAAUAGCCUCAGUGAAACUAAGGAUUCAGACAUGCAAAGGGUUUGUAGUAAAGAAGCAGAAGCUCGUUUUUGGAGGCCGAGAAUUGGCACGCAAUGAUUGUCUGGUCAAGGAUUAUGGUGUCACUGGUGGUAACGUCUUGCAUUUGGUUCUGAAGCUCUCUGACCUCCUGCUCACCACUGUUAGGGCCACUUGUGGGAAGGAAUUCGAGUUUCAUGUUGAUCGUCAUCAAAACGUUGGCUAUCUCAAGCAAAAGAUAGCAAAGAAGGGGAAAGGUUUUAUUGAGGUUGAUGAUCAAGAAAUCUUUUUUAAUGGAGAGAGGCUUGAUAAUCAAAGGCUCAUUGACGAUAUAUGCAAGGACAGUGAUGCCGUGCUCCAUUUGCUGGUCAAAAAAUCAGCAAAAGUGAGGGCUAAGCCUGUUGAGAAAGAUUUGGAGCUCUCAGUUGUUGCAGCUGACCUGAAUGAGAGAAGAGAUAGUGUAGUAGACAGAGGAGAGAGCCAAUCUGAGAAGCUUCAGAUUGUAAAUAAGGAGCCAUUAGAUAGAGGUUUAUUAUUGGAACCGGUUAUUGUUAACCCCAAGAUUACAUUUCCUCCCAUUAUAUGGGAUAUGAUUAAGGCUACUUAUGAUGGUUUGCGGAGAGGUAAUCAACCCAUCAAGUCAUCCGAGGGAACAGGAGGAACUUAUUUCAUGCCGGAUUCAGCGGGUCUCAACUAUGUUUCUGUGUUCAAGCCUAUGGAUGAAGAACCCAUGGCUAUGAAUAACCCCAAUGGCUUACCCUUGUCAACAGAGGGUGAAGGACUGAAAAGGGGAACAAGGGUAGGAGAAGGAGCAUUGAGGGAAGUUGCAGCAUAUAUAUUGGACCACCCACGUACUGGCCUUCACUCAUGCUCCAAUGAGGUCAUGGGCUUUGCUGGUGUACCCCCUACAGUUAUGGUUCAAUGCUUGCACAAAGGGUUUAACCAUCCAGAAGGGUACCAACAUGCACCCAAGAAUGUUAAAGUUGGGUCAUUGCAAAUGUUCAUGAAGAAUUAUGGGUGUUGUGAGGACAUCGGUCCAGGAGCUUUCCCUGUAGAGGAGGUGCAUAAGAUCAGUGUUUUUGAUAUAAGGAUGGCAAAUGCAGACAGGCAUGGGGGGAACCUAUUGAUUGGGAAAGGGGAUGAGGGACAGACCGUGCUAAUCCCAAUUGAUCAUGGCUACUGCUUGCCUGAGAAUUUUGAAGAUUGCACAUUUGAUUGGCUCUACUGGCCCCAAGCACGAAAGCCUUUCUCUCCUGACACCAUAGACUAUAUAAAGUCCCUGGACUCUGAACGUGAUGUUGCACUGCUUAAAUUUUAUGGGUGGGACAUUCCAGUUGAAUGUGCUCGUAUACUUCAUAUAUCUACCAUGCUUCUGAAGAAGGGAGCAGAGCGAGGUCUUACUCCCUUUGCCAUUGGAAGCAUCAUGUGUAGAGAAACAGUGAAUAAGGAGUCCUUGAUUGAGAAGAUAGUCCAUGAAGCUCAGGAUUCCCUGCUUCCCGACAUGAGUGAAGCUUCAUUUCUUGAAACCGUUUCCAAGAUAAUGGAUUUUUGGCUGGACAAGCUAACAAAAUAAAGUGAUCUGGUUCCUAGGUACAAAUGUUUUGUAUGUAUUAAUUGGAUGGCUGGUCCAUUUUGGAUGGACUGCAGGUUUUAAGGACUGUGGAUGGCCUAUAUUGUUGAUGUAGGCCAGAAGCUUUCAUUUUCCUUCUCACUUGUGUCAAAAUUACUACUAUAUUUGGAUGCUUAGCAGAAAUAUAAGAUAAUAUUGAAUAAUUCGAGUGCGGAAUUUUGCUAAAGGUUUUGUAGGUCGAAUUCAACUCGAGUGGGAGCUUCAAAAACUUGUGUGAAAGAGUCAGUCCCAUAUUUAUAUAUGUUCACAAGUGAGUUGAAGUCCAGUAAAUACCAUAUAUAUGUAAGGAGUUAUAGCCAGCAAGAAUGGAAGGAUAUAA
This is a messenger RNA of Carica papaya (papaya), 2763 nucleotides long. RefSeq names its product phosphatidylinositol 4-kinase gamma-like protein. Gene Ontology annotation, molecular function: protein binding. Lineage: Eukaryota; Viridiplantae; Streptophyta; Magnoliopsida; Brassicales; Caricaceae. The record is from RefSeq and is a predicted model, not a curated record.